Culex quinquefasciatus (southern house mosquito) is the source of this 1851-nucleotide messenger RNA. RefSeq lists its product as uncharacterized. The transcript has 2 exons. The record is from RefSeq and is a predicted model, not a curated record. NCBI's taxonomy places the organism in Eukaryota, Metazoa, Arthropoda, Insecta, Diptera, Culicidae. The coding region runs from base 1 to 1851 and encodes 616 amino acids.
AUGCACCUGGAAACCGACCAGGCCUGCUACUCCGAAUACAACGGGUUCCAGCACGAGAUCUACGCGCUGGGUCUCUCGGAAGAUCAGAAAAAGGUACACGAGAGCCAGUACGAGGAGUUCGAGAUGCUGCACAAUAUGUUGGUCGUCGAGCUCAACAAUUUGUUGGACGAAGUGUCCAAACCCGUAGCGAAUGCUGCCCUGGUUCCGGUUGCUGCCGCGAACGCCGCUUUGCAAAACUACCUCCCGCCGUUGAGUGUGCCACUCCCGAAGUUUGACGGUACCUAUGAGACGUGGUACUCGUUAAAGUCCAUGUUCCAAAACAUCAUGGCGCGAUACACCAACGAGGCACCGGCGAUCAAGCUGUACCAUCUCCGGGACGCGCUGAUCGGCAAGGCAGCUGGCGUCAUCGAUCAGGAAAUGAUUAACAAUAAUGAUUAUGGCGCGGCGUGGGCUGUCUUGGAGGAGCUGUACGAGGACAAACGUGCGAUCAUCGAUCGGCACAUUGACAACAUCUUCGCGCUGCCGAAGAUCACCCGUGACAACGCCGCAGAGCUCCGGAAGGUCAUUGACAUCUGCGUGAAGAACACUGAAGCCCUGAAGAAACUGAACCUCCCGGUCGACGGACUGGGGGAGCAGAUGGUCGUGAACCUGCUGGCCUCCAGAAUGGACAAGGAAACGCGCAGAGCAUGGGAAGCAACCCAGAAGGCGGGUGUGUUGCCGACGUACGAGGCCACGAUCACGUUCCUGAAGGAGAAGCGCAGACUCACGGAUAAGCUGGAGCAGAACAGUGAAAGUGAUAAAGUGAAACCGCAACGUUCGGUAACGAAAACGAAAACGCUGGUGGUGGCCAGCGAAGCAAAGUGUUCAGUGUGUAACCAGGAUCACGAAUUGAUUAAGUGUGAGCAGUUCAAGCUGAAAAGUGUGAACGAGAGGUACAGCCACUUGCGGAAGCAUGGCCUGUGCUUUAAUUGUCUGAGGAAGGGGCACCGCACCGAUGGGUGCACGUCGACGAACUCGUGCCAGAAGUGCAGCAAGCGGCACCAUACCCUGCUUCACACCGACGGGCCAAAGAAGCAGGAACCGGCUGCCAACACGGCGUCAACAGUUGCCCAGAAUCCCAGCGCAGAAGGCCGCACUCAAUCCGUUCCACCAGCCACGGCGGGAUCGUCCCAGUCUGGCGAAGUGCUGGUUUACGGCGCUGGCAGCGUACCCUACCUGUGUAGGGCGCUGAUUGACUCGUGUUCACAGAACCAUUUCGUGACCGAGCGCUUCGCUAACCUGUUGGCGAGCAAAAAGGAACGGGCUGAUUACCAGGUCAGCGGAUUGAACGGGGGAACGACCAGAAUCAGUCACCUGGUGCGCGCGAAGGUCAAGUCCAGCGUUGGCAACUUUGCUGCCGACCUCGAGCUCCUGGUGGCCCCGAAGAUCACUGGCGACGUGCCGGUGAAGACGAUCGACAUCGCUGGGUGGAACUUGCCACCAGAGGUUGAACUUGCGGAUCCUAACUUCAACCAGCGUGGCCGAGUCGACAUGCUGCUCGGAGCUGGCAUAUUUUGGGAUCUCAUGAAGGCGAAGAGAAUCACGCUGGCGGCAAACCUUCCAUCGCUCAGAGACACGGAACUGGGCUGGGUGGUCGGUGGUGUGAUGUCAGAAUGUACACCAGUGAUCGCUCGUACGUUUUGCACCGUGCACGAGGACGAAGAGCUGAACAAGCUGCUGAACCGGUUUUGGGAGAUCGAAGGAGUCGAAGAUCUGCGGCGACCGGUGACGUCGACGGCUGAAGAAAGUCUCGAGCACUUCCGGAGCACGUACAGUCGGAAGCCAGACGGGAGGAUUGUUGUUCGUCUUUAG